This is a messenger RNA of Poecilia reticulata (guppy), 690 nucleotides long. It is a transcript of the gene pvalb5, whose product is annotated as parvalbumin 5. Gene Ontology annotation, cellular component: cytoplasm. Gene Ontology annotation, molecular function: calcium ion binding. Lineage: Eukaryota; Metazoa; Chordata; Actinopteri; Cyprinodontiformes; Poeciliidae. The record is from RefSeq and is a predicted model, not a curated record.
AUUGAGGACAGAGACGUCAGGUUGCUUCUUACAUUCUAGAUCACGAAUCUGUAACAGAGUGUCAGUGACUCGGGCACAAAGCGAGCGAGGCAGAGAUCUGCAACAUCAUCUGCUUUUAAAGUGAAAACAUCACCCACAGCACGGUAGCCCCAGAGAAACAUGGCAUUUGCUGGGAUGUUGAGUGAAGAGGACGUCAAAGCUGCAGUCCAAGCUUGUCAAACUCCAGGCACAUUUGACUUCAAGUUGUUUUUUGCACGAGUGGGACUGACUGGCUUGUCUGAGGCAGACAGGAAGAAAGUGUUUACUAUCCUGGACCAAGACAAGAGCGGAUUCAUUGAGGAAGAGGAGCUGAAAUUGUUCCUGCAGAACUUCUGUCCAGCUGCCAGAGAGCUCACGGUGGCCGAAACGAAGGCUUUGAUGGCAGCAGGGGAUAAAGACAGCGAUGGCAAAAUUGGGAUAGAAGAGUUCUGUGAUCUUUUGAACUGAAGACGAAAAUACUCAAAUCAUGAAUUUGGAGUUCUUCACUCUUCAUUGGCUGAUGAAAAAAAAGGACCAAAUUCCGCACCUGCCUGCUAGUUUCUUAUUUGAUUUGUUAACACGUGAAAAAGGUUGAAAAGGCCAAACGUGGAUGUCUGCAUUGAAUCAAUUUGGUCUUCUGAAUGGAAUAAAAAAUGGAUUUCAGGUGUUCUA